AUGACAUCAGCGUCGGCGGCGCUUCUGCACCGCGGAUGGAGACUUCCUUUGUCAACCUUUGCAGCAGUUAGCAGCCUAAAAAAUGCUCUUGACCGACUGGCAAGCGACGGAGCACGGGCGAGCUUUGGCACGGAAGCCGCGCCAUCAUCGAUCAACUGGGUCUUCCUCGGACCGCCCGGAGUCGGGAAAGGCACUUACGCUUCUCGCGUUGCUAAAGCCUUUGGUGUUCCCCACAUCGCAACGGGCGACUUAAUACGUGCGGAGAUCAAGAGCGGCAGCAGCUUGGGGGCGCAGAUGAAGGCCAUCGUCAACCAGGGCAAGCUGCUGCCUUGUGAUAUGGUGCAGCGGGUACUGCAAGAGCGGUUGGCUCGCGGCCGACAGGAGGGUGAGCGGGGCUUCAUCCUGGACGGCUACCCGAGAACUGCGGCGCAGGCGGAACAGCUGCUCCGGUCCACCGACAUCGGACUGGUUCUCAAUCUGAGUCUUCGAGAGGAGGUGCUGGUGGAGAAGUGCAUGGGCCGUCGGCUUUGUCGCCACUGCGGCAAGAAUUAUAACGUGGCGGACAUCCACCUGGCAGCCAGCGCGGACGGGCGACCUGAGAUUGUGAUGCCGCCUUUGAGCCCCCCUCCGGAGUGUGCGCCGCACCUGGAGACGAGGGCGGACGACCGGGAAGAGGUCAUUCGGCAUCGGUUGGAGGUGUACAAGCAGGAAUCAAAGCCCGUGGAGGCGGCGUUUCGGAAGGCGGGGCUGGUGGUGGACUUCGAGCUCGUAGCGGGCAUCCCGGAGACGUUGCCCAGGCUCAUGCCGUUGUUGGAGUCGUACGUGGGGAGGCACGCCAACGAGCGGAAAUAA
Volvox carteri f. nagariensis is the source of this 852-nucleotide messenger RNA. RefSeq names its product adenylate kinase (gene adk6). Gene Ontology annotation, cellular component: cytoplasm; mitochondrion. Gene Ontology annotation, molecular function: AMP kinase activity; ATP binding. The record is from RefSeq and is a predicted model, not a curated record. Gene Ontology annotation, biological process: nucleobase-containing compound metabolic process. Bases 1 to 852 code for a protein of 283 amino acids. Lineage: Eukaryota; Viridiplantae; Chlorophyta; Chlorophyceae; Chlamydomonadales; Volvocaceae. The transcript is spliced from 6 exons.